Colossoma macropomum (tambaqui) is the source of this 1399-nucleotide messenger RNA. It is a transcript of the gene slc25a4, whose product is annotated as solute carrier family 25 member 4. Gene Ontology annotation, molecular function: ATP:ADP antiporter activity. The transcript is spliced from 4 exons. Gene Ontology annotation, cellular component: mitochondrial inner membrane. NCBI's taxonomy places the organism in Eukaryota, Metazoa, Chordata, Actinopteri, Characiformes, Serrasalmidae. The coding region runs from base 82 to 981 and encodes 299 amino acids. The record is from RefSeq and is a predicted model, not a curated record. Gene Ontology annotation, biological process: mitochondrial ATP transmembrane transport; mitochondrial ADP transmembrane transport.
GCGGCACGGUUCGUCCAUUUGGAGGGUGCUGGGCAUCUGGGAGGCCUCUGCUGGAUCCGUGCGUAAAAGUCUACAGGAACCAUGGCUGCUGAAGGGGUGGUGAGCUUUCUGAAGGAUUUUCUGGCCGGCGGUGUCGCCGCUGCCAUCUCCAAAACGGCCGUAGCGCCCAUUGAGAGAGUCAAGCUGUUGCUCCAGGUCCAGCAUGCCAGCAAGCAGAUCACGGCCGACAUGCAGUACAAAGGCAUCAUCGACUGCACACUGAGGAUCCCCAAAGAGCAGGGCUUCCUAUCCUUCUGGAGAGGCAACCUGGCCAACGUCAUCAGGUACUUCCCAACGCAGGCCCUCAACUUUGCCUUCAAGGACAAGUAUAAGAAGGUCUUCCUCGGUGGAGUGGACAAGAAUAAGCAGUUCUGGCGCUACUUUGCCGGUAACCUGGCCUCCGGUGGUGCUGCCGGUGCCACUUCCCUGUGCUUCGUCUACCCUCUGGACUUCGCCAGGACCAGGCUAGCUGCCGACAUUGGUAAAGGGGCUGCAGAAAGAGAGUUCACCGGCCUUGGCAACUGCCUCGCAAAGAUCUUCAAGUCAGACGGUAUUAGGGGUCUGUACCUCGGCUUCAACGUGUCCGUCCAGGGUAUCAUCAUCUACAGAGCCGCUUACUUCGGUAUCUAUGACACAGCUAAAGGCAUGCUCCCAGAUCCCAAGAACACACACAUCGUCGUCAGCUGGAUGAUCGCCCAGACUGUAACUGCUGUUGCUGGUCUCAUCUCCUACCCCUUCGACACUGUCAGACGUCGUAUGAUGAUGCAGUCAGGACGCAAAGGAGCCGACAUCAUGUACAAGGGCACACUCGACUGUUGGAAGAGGAUCACCAAGGACGAGGGUCCAAGAGCCUUCUUCAAGGGUGCCUGGUCGAACGUGCUCAGGGGCAUGGGCGGUGCCUUUGUGCUCGUCCUCUACGAUGAGAUCAAGAAGUACACAUAAACAUUCUCUGUCCAAACCCAUCCCACCGAAGGAGACCCUUGACGCCGUGUUUUGUCUUAAUCCUGUAGCGUGAAACCACCACUCGGCGGAAGGAACGGGGGUAGAUGCGCGUCCCACUUAAGAGAACUAGCCCAGAUGUGGCGCAUGUGUGAAUGUUGGAGGGAGCGAGAGUAAACGGCCACUUCAUCACCCACUCCUAAACCCUUGUAAAUAUAUUUAACUCUAGCCACUGCAUAUCAGAUUACAAUUAUCCCGUCGGUCCGAUUACUCUCGGUACGGAAAGAUUUUUUUUAUUUUUUGUUCCAUUUAGAAACCCCAUGACUAGCGCGAGCGUGGAAGCGGCCGUACACUGGAAGGUCGACUAUUCUUGUGGCAUUGUCCACCUUAUAUGUGUUCUUUUAAUAAAAAUAAAAAAAAA